AUGACACAGAUCGGCUGGUUUGGCCUUGGCUCAAUGGGCCAGGCGAUGGCCUCUAACCUGCAGCGCCACCUAGCUACAAAGAAAGCUCUGAGCCUUAUCUACUCUAACCGCACCAUGGCGCGUGGAGCUCCCCUGCAAGCAUUGGGAGGAGUUCCCGAGCCCAACUUCGAGAAGCUUGUCUCCAAGUGCGGAAUCAUUUUCACUAUGGUCUCAAAUGACUCGGUCCUGCAAAGUCUAUUGUCCAGCGCCAUGAGCCAGUCUCUAAAGGACAAGAUCUUCGUCGAUUGCUCAACAGUGCACCCCGAAACAGUCAGCUCCGCAGUGGCCCAGCUGAAAAGCAAGAAUGCGUCAUACGUAGCAGCCCCGGUGUUCGGGGGCAACCCCAUUGCCGUUGACGGCAAGCUUGUUUUUGCUAUCGGCGGUCCUAUGAGUGCGACUGAGGUCGUCAAGCCUCUCAUUCAAGACGUCAUGGGUCGUCGUGUGAUUGAGUGCGGCGAGGACGCUACCAAGUCCUCGCUUCUCAAGAUUGCGGGUAACAUCGUUACGGUGAAUAUGAUGGAGGCCGUUGGCGAGGCCCAAGUGUUUGCCGAAAAGACGGGGCUUGGAACUGGACCAAUGGAAGAGCUUAUUGGUGAGGCCUUCGGUCCUGUUGCCGGAGGAUAUUCCAAGAGGCUGACUACUGGUGCUUAUGCACCGCCUGUGGAAUCUCGUCCUGGAUUUGGAGUAUCUCUUGCCAUCAAAGAUGCCAGACACGCCAUGGCAAUGGCUCAGGAACACGGCGUGCAGCUUCCUGGGCUUGAGUUAGCUCGUGCCAACAUGGAAUCGGCUAGAGAAUUUGGCGGGGAGUGCUUGGAUAGCAGUUCGAUGUAUGGUACUUUGCGCCAGAAGGCUGGGCUGGAGUUCUGGAAUGAAAGAAGUCGGAAAGAGUAG
Messenger RNA from Penicillium salamii, 930 nucleotides. Lineage: Eukaryota; Fungi; Ascomycota; Eurotiomycetes; Eurotiales; Aspergillaceae. The record is from the annotation of a GenBank genome assembly.